GAACUGUGCAAUGGGGAAUUUGAAGUUCGCCAUGAAAUAGAACAAGCUGAAAGAAGAGCUAAAUUUGAACAAGAAUGGUUGGAGCGUUCUCAAAGAGUUUCAUUUGAACAUGAAGAAAGAAAUAGGGAAUUCCAGAUCACAUGAUAGAACCAUAUCCCCAGCAUUUGCUGAAAAACAUACUUGAUAAAAUUCGAGUGGUGAGAAUAGUCAAUUUUGGAUCUAUUGAAGAUCUUGAAGAGGAAAUUCGUCUUGAUUACAUGAAUACGCUACGAUUUGUAAUUUUUGACUAUAUUAUGCUUGACCCUGCUGAGAGAGAUAGACUUAACAUCAAAACUUAUCCAAAACCCUUCUUUCGGGUUUGUAUAAGAGCACCAGUGCCUUGGCACCAAACAGUCAUAACCAACAAACAGAUGAUAGAGCAUCAUCUUUUCAUAGUAAACCCUGUGCUUGUUGCUCUUCGCGAUUUAUGGUUGGAUGAGUACAAUGAUAUGCUGAUUGUUCCUGUAAGUCAGCUAGAAGACUCCAAUCCGUUUCCGUUAGAACUUACAGAACUUGAAUCUGAAGUGGAUCGAUUGUGUGAUGAAUCUUCUGAUCGGUUGAGAAAUGAGUGGCUUCCAAAGUGCGCUGACAUAUUUUUGAAUAUGAAGUCCACAUGGCGUUCUUUAGUGCCAGAUAAAAACCGUGACUCUCUGAAACUAAUUGAAUCUUUCUUUUACUGUGCUCGAAUUCUAAUGUCCAUGCAACUGCGUACUUUGGUCAUGCGGUCUUUGCAUCACAUUUUAUCUUUAUUUGUGCGAUUCAAGGGAGGAAAUAAUUUUGGUGAAGUGUAUGCUGAUUAUGCUUGCAUAAAUAUUCCAUUGGUGACUGUCACAGUUAAGGCUUCUCCCCCAAGCACAGACCUUACUUUUUUCCCUAUGCUUGAUGACAUUAGAAAAUUUGUUCAUAACUGUUUCAGCAAAAUUUUAAAUGUCAAUUCGGAUAUUCCAUGUGUGGAAUGCCUUCUUUUCUCUGAUAUGCAGGAUUCUGGAUUGACACUGUAUCCUGUUGUUGAGUCAGAGAGAGAAGUGACAGCAAUCAUACAAGAAGCUUUGGACAGCUUUGAUACUAACAUGGCUGGUCCCAACGCUUUUUUAAGAGAAUACGAACCUUAUCUGUAUAUCCUAGAUGGUACAGCUGAAAAAGAUGUCAAGGAUCUGUUUGAAAUAGUACCACUGCCAUUUCUAAAGGAUUUUGCAGCAGAAAUUGAAAAACUUGAAGAGAAAAUCUUAGAUGUGGAUUUCUUGCGACGAACAAUUCCUUUAAAUUUUAUAAGUCUUAACUGUGCAGAGGUGAAUGAUACAAUGGUUAACAUUUUAAGUGACUUAAAAAAUUACAUAACAGACUUCUUUGUUACCAAAAUACGUGCUGAAAACAAACUAGUAUGUCGUACUUUUGAAGAUAUAUGUAACAGAGUUAGCGAACUUCCUGAAAAGACAGCUGAAUUAGUUGAACUUACUCAUUUUAUGAUUCAAAGCAGAGACGUAACUGUAUUUGAUUUAAAUAUUCAGAUCUUAAACAUUGCUGAGAAUCUACUUUUCAUUAUAGACCGUACCAUUCUACCUGGUGAAGACAUUCAAUUAAACUCAAGAGUAUUCAACUGGCCCCGUGAAAUAGAGGUGUCAUUAGAAUUGGCAAACACACGCUUAUCCCAUCGGAGGGAUAUUGUUGAAAACGCACUGAAGAAUCGUUUGGACGAGCUUAAUAUCUCGAUUGCCAAGCAUGGAAAGGAAUUAGAUUUGUUUCGCCGGAAAGAUCCUCCUCUUCUUACUAUGGAAGAAAUGGAAGAAAGUGCAGCAGCCAUUAAUGACAUACAGGAAAAACUUUUUGAGGACAAAGUUAUUGCUAAUGAAAUUAAUGAAGAAGAGGGUCUUCUAGAAUUUGAUUUGACCCCCUUUACAAACCUGAACAACAUGUUAGUGGUUGUAGAACCUUUCCACCGCUUGUGGCAUACUGUCUUAAACUUCCACAAACAAUAUGACAAGUGGUACUAUGGGCCCUUCUUAAAACUGGACGCUGAGGAAAUUGCGGAGGAGGUAGAGUCAACAUGGCGUACACUUUACAAGCUAGCAAAGACUCUUCAGGACACUCCAGGAGCAAAACGAAUUGCUGAAAUGGUUCGAGCCAAAGUGGAAAAAUUCCGUCAAUAUGUGCCUGUUCUCACAACAAUUUGUAAUCCAGGCAUUCAAGAGCGGCAUUGGGAAAAGUUAAGUGAGGUUGUCGGAGUACCUCUUAAGCCUGAUGAAAAUACUUCUCUUGAAGACAUGAUAGAAGUGGGACUACCGCAACACUUACAAGCUCUAGAAGAGAUUGGUGUUGCGGCAACAAAGGAGUAUGCUCUAGAAAAGAACCUUAAAAAAAUGAAAGAUGAGUGGCAGGACAUGAAGUUUGAUCUGAACUUAUAUCGUGAUUCUGGAGUGUCUAUAUUGUCAGCAGUAGAUGAUAUACAAAUGCUGCUUGAUGACCAUAUUCUUAAAGCUCAAACAAUGCGGGGAUCUCCAUAUGUCAAGGCUUUUGAAGCAGAUAUGGUUGCCUGGGAGGAAAAGUUGAUAAGCAUGCAAGACAUAUUGGAUGCCUGGCUCACAUGUCAAGCAACAUGGCUCUACCUGGAACCAAUCUUCAGCUCUGAGGAUAUCAUGAGGCAAAUGCCUCAGGAAGCAGCUAAUUUUAGAAAAGUGGACAAGUCUUGGAGAGCUAUUAUGGCAAAUACUGUGGCUGAUCGGCAUGUCCUUAUAGCUACUGACUACCCAAAUAUGUUAGAGUUGCUUAGAGAAAAUAAUGUACUUCUAGAGGAAAUACAGAAAGGACUAAAUGACUAUCUUGAAAAGAAACGACUAUUCUUCCCAAGGCUAGUACCCUGUAUAUUUUUUAUUUUUUUGUUCAAUUAUAUAAUUUGUUUGCACAAAUUAUUCUAUUUAAAAAAAAUUUGUAGAUUUUUCUUCCUUUCAAAUGAUGAGCUUUUAGAAAUUUUGUCUGAAACAAAGGAUCCAAUGAGAGUUCAGCCUCAUCUGAAAAAGUGCUUUGAAGGUAUUAACCGUUUAGAGUUCAACCAGGACUGCGAAAUUCUUAGUAUGAUUUCUGCUGAGUCAGAAACAGUGCCUCUUAUUAGUAGAAUUCAGCCACAUGAUGCAAAGGGAAUGGUUGAAAAAUGGCUUGUACAAGUUGAAGAUCUAAUGGUGAAGUCCAUGCGAGCAAUUGCAUUGGAUGCUGUGGCAGCUUAUUUCAACUCAGCAAGAUCACUUUGGGUUCUCAAUUGGCCAGGAAUGAUAGUUCUCUGUGGGAGCACUAUUCAUUGGACUGCUGAAGUAUCUGAAUCUAUCACAAGUGGAUCUAUAAAGAGCUAUUUAGACAAGAGCAACCAACAAAUUGAUGACAUGGUUGAGCUUGUACGAGGUAAACUCUCUAAGGGAUCUAGAAUUACAGUUGAAGCUCUCAUAGUGAUUGAUGUACAUGCUCGAGAUGUAGUAAGGAUGCUAGUAGCAAAUCAAGUUUCGUCCUUAUUAGAUUUCAACUGGACUAGUCAGUUACGUUAUUACAUGAAAGAUAGUAAUGUUUAUGUGUCCAUGAUUACCACAGAGUUGGCCUACGGAUAUGAGUAUCUAGGUAACACAGGGCGAUUAGUUAUAACGCCCCUCACAGACCGUUGUUACAGGACUUUGAUGGGUGCUCUGCGCUUGAAUUUGGGUGGUGCACCAGAAGGGCCUGCUGGCACUGGAAAAACUGAAACUUCAAAAGAUCUAGCUAAAGCUGUUGCCAAACAAUGUGUUGUUUUUAACUGCUCAGAUUCUCUUGACUAUAAAGCCAUGGGUAAAUUUUUCAAGGGACUAGCUUGUUCUGGAGCCUGGGCUUGUUUUGAUGAAUUCAACAGAAUUGAGGUGGAAGUAUUGUCUGUCAUUGCCCAGCAAGUACUCUGUAUUCAAAUGGCAAUCAUCAAUAAAUUGGAAAAAUUUGUUUUUGAGGGAGUGGAACUGAAACUGAAUCCAACCUGCACAAUUUUCAUAACCAUGAACCCUGGAUACGCUGGUAGACAGGAGUUACCAGACAACUUAAAAGUUCUUUUCCGUACAGUAGCUAUGAUGGUCCCAGACUAUGCAAUGAUAGGAGAGAUUUCCCUGUAUUCCAUGGGAUUUGUAAAUGCUAGAAGUUUAUCAGAAAAAAUUGUGGACACUUACAAGCUGUGCUCUGAACAACUUUCUUCUCAAAGCCACUAUGACUAUGGCAUGCGUGCUGUUAAAACAGUCCUAACAGCUGCUGGUAAUUUAAAACUUAAAUAUCCAAAUGAAGAUGAGUCUUCAUUGGUAUUGCGUGCAAUAACUGACGUUAAUUUACCCAAAUUCCUUUCUGAGGAUGUACCGCUUUUUUCUGGAAUAAUCUCAGAUCUUUUUCCUGGCAUUAAAUUACCAAAGCCAGAUCGCGAUGAGCUGUUACAGAAAUUGCAGAAAAACUUGGAGGCAAAGAAUUUACAAGCAACUGAAUGGUAUGUUGAAAAAGUUAUUCAAUUGUACGAAAUGAUCCUUGUUCGUCAUGGCCUCAUGCUUGUUGGUGAUCCUAUGGGAGGAAAAACAUGUGCAUACAAGAACUUAGCAGAUUCUUUGAGUGAUCUUCAAAGUGAUUCUAAAUCAACAAUGGAAGAACACAAAGUCAACUACAGGGUAAUAAACCCAAAGGCUAUUACAAUGGGCCAGCUUUAUGGUCAGUUUGAUCCCGUCUCUCAUGAAUGGUCAGAUGGUGUUUUGGCAAAAUCUUUUCGAGAAUUUUCAAGUAGUCUUUCAGCUGACCGUAAAUGGAUUUUAUUUGAUGGUCCUGUUGAUGCUGUUUGGAUAGAAAACAUGAAUACAGUUCUAGAUGAUAAUAAGAAACUUUGUUUGAUGUCUGGAGAAAUUAUUCAGAUGACAAGCAAAAUGAACAUGAUUUUUGAACCAGCCGACCUAGAGCAAGCUUCUCCUGCAACUGUCUCGAGAUGUGGGAUGAUUUAUAUGGAGCCAUCUAAGCUUGGAUGGCAACCCCUCUGCAAAUCAUUUCAUAGUUCUCUCAGCUCUAAAAUACUAGAAGAGCAAUUUGAACUUAUUGAGGAACUCACUGCAUGGAUCAUACCACCAACCAUACAGUUUGUACAGAAUUCUUGUAGACAAUUUGUGUGGUCCUCAGAACUACACAUGUUUCAAUCAUAUUCCCGCCUGUUAACCUGUCAUCUUGAAGGGGAAACCCAAGUGAGCACUGUUUGGUUACAGUGCGUAUUUUUGUUUUGUGUGAUAUGGGGUUUUGCUUCAACCAUUACGGGAGACUCAAGGAAGAAAUUUGAUACAUUUUUUCGGCACUUAUUAGAUGGGAGAAAUGAUGAACAUCCAAGACCCAAAACAUUUAAGCUCAGCAAAUCACAACUAUUCCCAGACAAAGGAACUGUUUUUGAAUGGGUCUUUGAUAAGAAGAAUAAUGGUUCCUGGAUUUCUUGGUUGGACACAAUGGAAAAAGUCUCAUUUCCACCAUCAGCCAAAAUAAAUGAAUUAAUAAUACCUACUACUGAAUCAGCUUGUCAAAGAUAUUUCCUGAAGAUGUGUCUCUCCAAUGAUGUUCCUAUUCUUUUUGUUGGGCCAACUGGAACUGGAAAAUCUGCCAUUGUUCUGAACCAUCUCAUGAGCUUACCUAAAGACAAAAUUCUUCCAAAUGUUGUCAAUUUCUCUGCAAGAACAUCUGCCAAUAUGACUCAAGAAAUUGUUAUGUCAAAACUUGACAGGAGGCGGAAGGGAGUGUAUGGUCCUGCAAUGGGAAAACAAUAUGUUUUAUUUGUAGAUGACGUGAGUUUGCCCAUGAAAGAUACAUAUGGAGCACAACCUCCUAUAGAGCUCCUUCGUCAGUGGAUUGAUCAUCGUCAUUGGUAUAAUUUGAAAGACACUACUAGAAUUGAUCUGGUGGAUAUUUUAUUUGUUGGAGCAAUGAGCCCUCCUGGAGGAAGUUCAAAUCAAGUCACAUCUCGUUUCCUAAGACACAAUCAGAUUGUAUCAAUUGAUUCAUUUGAAAAUGAAACCCUAACAAAAAUGUUUCAUUCCAUUCUGGAGUGGCACUUUGCUAAAGGCUUCAGCUCUGAUGUUUCAAGAUAUGCUAAGCCAAUAGUAGAAGCUACAAUGGAAAUUUAUCAUGAGUCAAUGGCUCGAUUCCUGCCAACUCCUGCUAAGUCUCACUACACUUUCAAUCUUCGUGACUUUUCUCGUGUCAUCAGAGGAAUUAUAUUGGUGCCAUCAUCACACCUUAGUGAUACUGAUAAGCUAUUCAGGCUGUGGACCCAUGAAACCUAUAGAGUGUUUUAUGAUCGUCUUAUAGAUGAUAUAGACCGCAAAACAUUUUUUGAUAUGAUUCGAUCAGCAUGUAGGACUCAUUUGAGAGCACCCCUAGAAAAAGUACUCCAUGACCUUAUUCCAGAGGGAGAAAAUGACCUAAAAGAUGAACACUUGAGAGACCUUUUCUUUGGCAAUUACAUGGAUCCUGACGCAGAUCCAAAAAUAUACACUGAGGUUGAAAGUUACGACCUACUUGUUGAAAAGAUGCAAUACUACUUAAAUGAGUACAACCUCUUAUCACGCACUCCAAUGUCACUAGUUCUGUUUAAAUUUGCUAUGGAACACAUAUCCCGCAUUAGUCGAGUUUUGCAACAAGACAAUGGACACUGUUUGCUUGUUGGCAUAGGUGGCUCUGGAAGGCAGUCGGCAACAAAACUAGCUACCAGUAUGGCUGAAUAUGGGCUGUUUCUCAUUGAAAUCAAUAAAAAUUAUGGGAUGAAUGAAUGGCGUGAUGAUAUUAGAUCCCUUCUCAGAAAGGCAGGUGUUGAAACAAAGCCUCAUGUUUUUCUCUUCAAUGAUUCCCAGAUCCAAGAUGAAGCAUUCAUAGAAGACAUUAAUAUGAUUUUGAACACAGGAGAUGUUCCAAAUCUGUUUGGGUCUGAAGAUAAAGCAGAUAUACUUGAAAAAAUGAUGUCUGCUGCUCAAAGUUGUGGGAAAAGAAUAGAUUCAACUCCACUGGCCCUUUACAAUUAUUUUGUGGAACGAGUCAGAAACAGUCUUCAUUUAGUUUUGGCAAUGUCACCAAUAGGAGAUUCUUUCCGUGAGCGUAUUAGAAUGUUUCCUUCUUUGAUUAAUUGCUGCACUAUUGACUGGUUUACCACAUGGCCAGAAGAUGCACUUGAUCGAGUGGCUACUGUUUUCCUUAAAGAAAUUGAAAUGGAUGAUAAAGUGCGGAAGUCCUGUGUUACAUUGUGUAAGAAGUUUCACCUGUCUGUGCACACUGCCACCUCUGCUUAUUUUCAAAAAACAAAAAGAUUAACUUAUGUAACACCAACAUCAUAUCUUGAACUUUUGCACAUGUUCAAAAAGCUAUAUGAUGUGAAAGUUGAGCAAAUCAGCAAAAUGGCUAAUAGAUAUGAAGUGGGAUUGGAGAAGUUGGACUUUGCUGCUGGUCAGAUUGCUCUGAUGAAAGAGGAACUGACACAAUUGCAACCUCAACUAAUUGAUACUUCCCUGAAGACAGAGAAGUUAAUGAUUAAAAUUGAGCAGGAUACUGUAGUUGUGGAAGCAAAGAAAGAAAUCGUAGCAGCUGAUGAAGCAGUUGCUAAUGAGGCUGCUGCUGCAGCACAGGCCAUUAAAGAUGAUUGUGAAUCAGAUCUUGCUGAAGCCAUACCUGCCUUGGAGUCUGCUAUUCAGGCUCUGAAUACUUUAAAACCAGCCGAUAUUACUGUGGUGAAAUCUUUGAAAACCCCUCCCCAUGGAGUGCGCCUAGUAAUGGAAGCAGUCUGUGUCAUGAAAGGCAUCAAAUCGGAAAGGAGGCCGGAUCCGAGUGGGUCAGGACGAAUGAUUGAGGACUAUUGGGGUCCUUCCCAAAAGAUUUUGGGUGACAUGAAGUUCCUUGAUAGCCUAAAAACAUAUGACAAGGACAAUAUCCCCCCAUCAAUUAUGAAAAGAAUCAGAGAAAGGUACAUAAAUGAUAGAGAUUUUGACCCCGCGCACAUAAAGAAUAUUUCGGCUGCCUGUGAAGGUCUAUGUCGAUGGGUCCGAGCCAUGGAGGUUUAUGAUCGUGUGAUUAAGAUUGUAGAACCAAAGAAGGCAAAGCUUGCUGAAGCAGAAGCCGAACUAGCUGUACAAAUGGAAACAUUGAACGAAAAGAGAGCACAACUUCAAGAAGUCGUUGACAAACUUCAAGCCCUAAAUGAUGAUUUUGCAACCAUGACUCGGCGUAAGAAAGAACUGGAAGACAACAUUGAACUCUGUUCCCAAAAAAUUGUUCGGGCAGAACAGUUAAUUGGUGGUUUGGGAGGAGAAAAAGCAAGAUGGAGUGAUACUGCAAAAAUGCUGCAUGGUCUUCUUGAGAAUAUUGUUGGUGAUGUUCUUCUAUCAUCAGGAUUUACUGCGUAUUUGGGUGCAUUCACUGUUGACUUUCGGAAUAGUAUAAGAAAAUCAUGGAACCAAUCAUGCAAACAACUUAACAUACCAUGCUCAGAGGAAUUUUCAUUAAUUGAUGUUCUUGGUGAACCAGUCUCAAUAAGAACAUGGAAUAUUGCAGGCCUUCCUGUGGACAGCUUUUCGGUUGAAAAUGGUAUAAUUGUAACCCAAGCUAGAAGGUGGCCACUCAUGAUAGACCCUCAAGGACAGGCUAAUAAAUGGAUAAAAAAUAUGGAAAAGGGCAACAAUUUACAUGUAAUUAAACAAUCUGAUCCUAAUUUUCUGCGGAUUGUUGAGACUGCUAUUCAAAUGGGUCACCCAGUGAUCUUAGAAAAUAUAUUGGAGGAUAUUGAUGCUGCCUUAGAACCAGUCUUAUUGAAAUCAGUCUUUAAACAAGGUGGUAUAGAGUAUUUAAAUUUUGGAGACAAUGUAAUAGAAUACAACAAUGAUUUCCGCCUCUACAUUACAACACGCUUACGUAACCCUCAUUACCUACCCGAAGUGGCUGUGAAGGUCACUCUUCUCAAUUUUAUGAUAACACCACAAGGUUUGCAGGAUCAACUUCUUGCCAUUGUGGUUGCCAAAGAAUGCCCUGAAAUGGAGGAACGCAAAAACAAUCUAAUAAUAGAAAGUGCUGAUAACAAAAGACAAUUAAAAGAAAUAGAAGACCAAAUUCUUAUGGUAUUAUCAUCCUCAGAGGGAAAUAUUUUAGAAGAUGAAUCAGCAAUUCAAAUACUAACAUCAUCAAAAGUCUUGUCAGAGUCGAUUCAAGCUAAACAGGAAGUGGCAGUUGUGACAGAGAAAGAAAUAGACCAGACUCGGAACAUGUACAUACCUGUAUCUACUCAUUCUGCUGUCCUUUUCUUCUGCAUUUCUGAACUCGCAAACAUUGAUCCUAUGUAUCAGUAUUCUCUGCUGUGGUUCAUAAAUUUGUAUUUGCAGUCCAUUAACAACAGUGAAAAGUCAGAUAAUUUAGAAAAAAGGAUGUCAAAUUUAAACUCUUACUUCACUAUGAGUAUUUACAAAAAUGUGUGCCGCUCACUCUUUGAGAAAGACAAACUUAUAUUUUCUCUUGUUCUCUGUGUAGGCAUAUUAAGGUCAAAGCGGCGUAUCCUAGAAGAUUUAUGGACAUUCCUUUUAACUGGAGGUGUUGCCUUGGACAACCCUUAUGAUAAUCCAGACCCCUCUUGGCUUUCUGUAAAAUCCUGGUCUGAAAUAGUAAGAAUAUCUAAUCUUCCAGGGAUGGAAGAGUUCAUGAAAUCUGUACAAAAUGAUACAACUGGGUGGAAAUUAUUUUAUGACUCACCUUCUCCACAAACUGAAAAGCCACCAUCUCCUUAUGCAGAUGUAAAAGGCCUACAAAAACUUGUAAUUCUCAGAGCUUUAAGACCUGACAAGUUGGUCCCAGCAAUACAGGAAUUUAUUUCAAAUAAUUUAGGCCAGUCAUUUAUUGAACCACCACCAUUCAGUCUUCUUGACUCUUACAGUGAUUCUCACUGCGGUUCUCCUCUAGUUUUUAUACUAUCACCGGGAGCUGAUCCCAUGCUCCAACUUUUAAAAUUUGCAGAAGACCGUGGCAUUGACAAAAAUACCUUAGGGACAAUAUCUCUUGGACAAGGACAGGGGCCAAUUGCAGCAGAAAUGAUUAAUCAGGCUACCAAGAGCGGACAAUGGGUUGUGCUUCAAAACUGCCAUUUAGCAGAAAGUUGGAUGCCAGAACUUGAUCGGAUUUGUGAAGAAGUUAUUGUACCCGAACACAUCCACAAAGAUUUCCGUUGUUGGCUGACAAGCUAUCCCUCCAAAGCUUUUCCUGUUUCUGUUUUGCAAAAUGGUGUAAAAAUGACAAAUGAAGCACCUAAAGGUCUGCGAAUGAAUUUAAUGAGAUCAUACAUGUCAGAUCCUAUCAACAAUACAGAGUUCUUCAAUGCCUGUGUUAAGCAAAAGGAAUGGAGAUGUCUCCUUUUUGGUCUUUGCUUCUUUCAUGCAGUUAUUCAAGAAAGGAGAAAGUUUGGCCCUCUUGGAUGGAAUAUUCCAUAUGAAUUUAACGAAUCAGAUCUUAGAAUAUCAGUUCUUCAACUGCAGAUGUUUUUAAAUGAAUAUGAAUCAGUUCCAUUCGAUGCAUUGUCCUAUUUAACUGGAGAGUGCAAUUAUGGAGGUCGCGUAACUGAUGACAAAGAUAGGCGUCUUCUCCUGUCUCUAUUAUCUUUAUAUUACAACAAGAACACUAUUGACAUACCAAAAUUUGCAUUUUCGCCAAGUGGUCUGUACUAUAUUCCUGACAGUCCCGAUGUUGAGAGUUGUUUGGCGUAUAUUAAGAAAAUACCUCUUAACCCCUUACCUGAAGUCUUUGGUUUGCAUGAAAAUGCAGAUAUAACUAAAGACAAUAAAGAAACAUCAGAGCUUCUUCACGGGGCACUUUUGACUCAGACACAUCUAACCACUGGUGGAGCAGGAGGAGACUCAGAUGCUAUGGUUAUUGAAUUGGCUGCUGAAAUACAUCAAAAAAUACCUAAAGAGUUUGAUAUUGUAACAGUUGCUGCCAAGUAUCCUAUCAUGUACAGUAACUCAAUGAAUACUGUUUUGAAGCAGGAGUUGGUACGUUUUAACCGGUUAAUAAAAGUUGUGAAGCACACAUUAGUUGAGGUCCAGCGAGCUGUCAAAGGACUUGUUGUCAUGAAUUCUGAGUUGGAAGAGGUGUAUCGAAGUAUGGUUGUUGGUCGUGUCCCUACAGCUUGGAGUGCCAAAUCUUAUCCAUCAUUGAAGCCUCUUGGGGGAUACAUCUCAGAUUUGUUAGCUCGCCUAAAAUUUUUUCAAGAUUGGAUCACAUAUGGUUCUCCCGUUGUCUUCUGGAUAUCAGGAUUCUUUUUCACGCAGUCAUUUCUUACCGGUGUCUUGCAAAAUUUUGCUCGUAGAGAGAAAAUUCCUAUUGAUCAUCUGGGUUUUCUCUUUGAGAUUACCCCCUAUGAAAAAAAGGCCCCUGAAGACCCAUCAUAUGGAGUUUACACAAAGCGUAAAAUUAAAACAGAGGAAUUUAGUGUGUUCAUAGAGGGACUAUUUCUUCAAGGAGCUAGAUGGGACAGGGCAUCAAAGUUGCUCAAUGACCCUUUACUCAAAGUCAUGUUUGAUUUCCUUCCUGUUAUUUGGCUCAAGCCUGGAAUUAAGGCCAGUUUUAACCCCCCUCCAUCAUACAAUUGUCCAGUGUACAAGACGAGUGAAAGACGUGGAAUUCUCUCAACAACUGGUCAUUCUUCCAACUUUGUGAUGUUUAUUUUGUUGCCGUCGGAUAGACCAGAAAAUGUCUGGAUCAAUGGUGGUGUCGCUGCUCUUUGUGCCCUAGAUGACUAAUAAAAUUUGUUUGGCAGUGAUUAAA
Molecule: messenger RNA, 11832 nt
Organism: Frankliniella occidentalis (western flower thrips)
Lineage: Eukaryota; Metazoa; Arthropoda; Insecta; Thysanoptera; Thripidae
Gene: Dnah3
Product: dynein axonemal heavy chain 3
Exons: 47
Coding region: 141-11807 (3888 amino acids)
Biological process (GO): microtubule-based movement
Cellular component (GO): dynein complex
Molecular function (GO): minus-end-directed microtubule motor activity; dynein light intermediate chain binding; ATP binding
Source: RefSeq, a predicted model, not a curated record